AUAGGAUUGGUAGAAGAAAUUACAGUUCACCACCUCCCUGUCACCUUUCCAGGCAGGUCCCUUAUGAUGAAAUCUCUGCUGUUCAUCAGCAUAGUUAUCAUCCUUCAGGGCAAACCUAAGAGUCAACUGACGUCUUUCCAGUCCUCUCCUUAUAAUAAAUCGCCCAAGAGCCAUGGCCUUCAGAGUCAACCUUGGCAGAAAUUGAGGAAUGAGAAGCACCAUAUCAGAGUCAAGAAAGCACAGAGUCUUGCUGAGCAGACCUCAGAUACAGCUGGAUUAGAGAGCUCGACCAGAUCAGAGAGUGGGACAGACCUCAGAGAGCAUAGCCCUUCUGAGAGUGAGAAGGAAGUUGUGGGUGCAGAUCCCAGGGGAGCAAAACCCAAAAAAGCAACACAAUUUGUAUACAGCUAUGGUAGAGGACCAAAAGUCAAGGGGAAACUCAAAUGUGAAUGGAGUAACCGAGCAACUCCAAAACCCGAGAUGCUGGACCCGAAAAUACCAAACCUGUGGGGGUUUUCCACCCUGACUCUUCAGAUGCAUCCUCUAGAAAAGGAGUAUUGGAUGGGUAUGGAGCCAGACGAAAUGAGCAGAGAAGAUACCCACAGAAAAGGCCUCCCUGGGAAGUGGAGGGGGCCAGGCCACGACCAGGCAGAAAUCCACCCAAACAGGAGGGCCACCGACAUGCAAAUGCAGGACACAGAAACAACAUGGGCCCCAUUCCAGGAUAACGUCAAUGAAAGACCAGCAAAAUCUACCUGUGACAGUGAGAACUUGGCAGUCAUCAACAAGUCUUCCAGGAGGGUUGACCAAGAGAAAUGCACUGUACGGAGGCAGGAUCCUCAAGUAGUAUCUCCUUUCCCCAGAGGCAAACAGAACCAUGUGCUAAAGAAUGUGGAAACGCACACAGGUUCUCUGAUUGAACAACUAACUACAGAAAAAUAUGAGUGCAUGGUGUGCUGUGAAUUGGUUCGCGUCACGGCUCCAGUGUGGAGUUGUCAAAGCUGUUACCAUGUGUUUCAUUUGAACUGCAUAAAGAAAUGGGCAAGGUCUCCAGCAUCUCAAGCAGAUGGCCAGAGUGGUUGGAGGUGCCCUGCCUGUCAGAAUGUGUUCUGCUUGACAUGUUCCUCAAAUACUCACUUGAUGUUCGUGUGUCCAGGCAAGGUAAAGAAUCCUGAGUGGAGCAGAAAUGAAAUUCCACAUAGCUGUGGUGAGGUUUGUAGAAAGAAACAGCCUGGCCAGGACUGCCCACAUUCCUGUAACCUUCUCUGCCAUCCAGGACCCUGCCCACCCUGCCCUGCCUUUAUGACAAAAACAUGUGAAUGUGGACGAACCAGGCACACAGUUCGCUGUGGUCAGGCUGUCUCAGUCCACUGUUCCAACCCAUGUGAGAAUAUUUUGAACUGUGGUCAGCACCAAUGUGCUGAGCUGUGCCAUGGGGGUCAAUGCCAGCCUUGCCAGAUCAUUUUGAACCAGGUAUGCUAUUGCGGCAGCACCUCCCGAGAUGUGUUAUGUGGAACCGAUGUAGGAAAGUCUGAUGGAUUUGGGGAUUUCAGCUGUUUAAAGAUAUGUGGCAAGGACUUGAAAUGCAGUAACCAUACAUGUUCACAAGUAUGCCACCCUCAGCCCUGCCAGCCAUGCCCACGGCUCCCCGCACUGGUGCGCUGUUGCCCCUGUGGCCAAACUCCUCUCAGCCAAUUGCUAGAACUUGGAAGUAGUGGUCGGAAAACGUGCAUGGACCCUGUGCCUUCAUGUGGAAAAGUGUGCGGCAAGCCCCUGCCUUGUGGCUCCUUAGAUUUCAUUCAUACCUGUGAAAAGCUCUGCCAUGAAGGAGACUGUGGACCAUGCUCUCGCACAUCAGUUAUUUCCUGCAGAUGCUCUUUCAGAACAAAGGAGCUUCCAUGUACCAGUCUCAAAAGUGAAGAUGCUACAUUUAUGUGUGACAAGCGGUGUAACAAGAAGCGGUUGUGUGGACGGCAUAAAUGUAAUGAGAUAUGCUGUGUGGAUAAGGAGCACAAGUGUCCUUUGAUUUGUGGGAGGAAACUCCGUUGUGGCCUUCAUAGGUGUGAAGAACCUUGUCAUCGUGGAAACUGCCAGACAUGCUGGCAAGCCAGUUUUGAUGAAUUAACCUGCCAUUGUGGUGCGUCAGUGAUUUACCCUCCAGUUCCCUGUGGUACUAGGCCCCCUGAAUGUACCCAAACCUGCGCUAGAGUCCAUGAAUGUGACCAUCCAGUAUAUCAUUCUUGUCACAGUGAGGAGAAGUGUCCCCCUUGCACUUUCCUAACUCAAAAGUGGUGCAUGGGCAAGCAUGAGCAGUCCCACUACUGGGCGUCUACCCAGAAGAAAAGAAGUCAUUAUAUGAAAUUUUUAUAUUUCAGAAUAGCUGCAAUUUCCAUGGCCUCUAAGAUAACAGACAUGCAACUUGGAGGUUCAGUGGAGAUCAGCAAGUUAAUUACCAAAAAGGAAGUUCAUCAAGCCAGGCUGGAGUGUGAUGAGGAGUGUUCAGCCUUGGAAAGGAAAAAGAGAUUAGCAGAGGCGUUUCAUAUCAGUGAGGAUUCCGAUCCUUUCAAUAUACGUUCUUCAGGAUCAAAAUUCAGUGAUAGUUUGAAAGAAGAUGCCAGGAAGGACUUAAAGUUUGUCAGUGACGUUGAGAAGGAAAUGGAAACCCUCGUGGAGGCCGUGAAUAAGGGAAAGAAUAGUAAGAAAAGCCACAGCUUCCCUCCCAUGAACAGAGACCACCGCCGGAUCAUCCAUGACCUGGCCCAAGUUUAUGGCCUAGAGAGCGUGAGCUAUGACAGUGAACCAAAGCGCAAUGUGGUGAUCACUGCCGUCAGGGGGAAGUCCAUUUGUCCUCCUACAACGCUGACAGGUGUGCUUGAAAGGGAAAUGCAGGCACGGCCUCCACCACCAAUUCCUCAUCACAGACAUCAGUCAGACAAGAAUCCUGGGAGCAGUAAUUUACAGAAAAUAAUCAAGGAGCCAAUAAUUGACUAUUUUGAUGUCCAGGACUAAGAUCAAGGUGCCCUUAGAUAAAAAAAUGAUUAGGUGUAGUGAGGACUCAUUUGCCAGCAGAUAAAUCAUGCCUGUUCCCCUCUGGCAGAAUCACAGUCUCACAUACUGUCUUGUACUGACACAUCCAAAGCAUGAGUGUGUCAGAAAUCCCUUGUCUAUUCCUAUCUGUAUAAAGUGUUUCAUUAUGACCAGAUCUCCGAUUGUAUGGUCACUAGGUAUGCAAUUGUGUAUUCAAAGAGGCUCUUCACACCAUCACUGUGAUUCCUCUGAGAGUUGGGGGACUAUUGGGUUUUAUUUGGAACAAACCAUACUUUUAGCCUGAAACCAACUUUAUGCCACUAAGUCAUAGCCUCAGUUGUCCCAGUUAUUUGUUCUCCUGAAAAUGCCUGAAACAUCAGACAGACAUUGCUUGCUUUACCCAAACUGAUUAAACUCUUUAGGAGCGCAAAUGAAUUUCUUAGUCUGAAAUACCAAAUAAUGAAUUGGUAUACCAUAUCUGAAAUUACACAUGUUGUCUUAAACCCAGCCAUCUUACCUAAGUCUUUUGCCAAAACCUCUCAUAGGUAUAUUUAGCUGAACUUACUUUAGCGUUUCCCAAUGUGAUCAGUUCUAGACCUAGAAGGGGUCUAAAACUGCUUUACAGAUUUCCAUUUCCUUAAGUCCCCUGGCACUUAUUGUAUCACAUCACUGAGCCUGUUCAAUAACAAUCAGUUUGGCCGUCCCCCAUGAUGGUAGGGGAUAUAUAGAGCAAGUUUUUCUGCCAGGUUCACACUGUGGUCUCUGAACUGACCAGUAUAUUCCUAACUCCUCUCUGAUAGAGAAAGAGUCUCAAAUGGACAACUGUCCUGUGUUGCUUUUCCCUAGGCCUUCAGCAGCCAUAUUGACUCUCCCUGCCUCUGAGCUCUGGACUCUGUUCGAAUAUCCUGAGUAGUGUAUGGACAGUUCAGGGCUUAUGCCCAGCAGCCCACUGGAGGCAUUCUUCAGGCUCCUUUAAGGCAGGUGCAUUGAUAGUUCCAUUAGUAUGACCCUUGCAUUGGCACCCCUCCAGCCUGGAGGCCAGGCCUCCAGCAACUUCCUUCUGCCCCAGAACAAGUCACAAGCCCCAGAGCAACAGCAGGAGACUUGAGAAGUAGAGUCACGAAAACAAGCACUUAAUUAAAUUACAAAAUUUAACUUUA
Messenger RNA from Cercocebus atys (sooty mangabey), 4187 nucleotides. RefSeq names its product nuclear transcription factor, X-box binding 1 (gene NFX1). Gene Ontology annotation, biological process: negative regulation of transcription by RNA polymerase II. The record is from RefSeq and is a predicted model, not a curated record. NCBI's taxonomy places the organism in Eukaryota, Metazoa, Chordata, Mammalia, Primates, Cercopithecidae. Gene Ontology annotation, cellular component: nucleus. Gene Ontology annotation, molecular function: zinc ion binding; RNA polymerase II transcription regulatory region sequence-specific DNA binding; DNA-binding transcription factor activity, RNA polymerase II-specific.